This is a messenger RNA of Effrenium voratum, 666 nucleotides long. NCBI's taxonomy places the organism in Eukaryota, Dinophyceae, Suessiales, Symbiodiniaceae. The record is from the annotation of a GenBank genome assembly.
AUGGCGUUGACUGCCGACGCGCUCGAGGCCAUUUCCUCCAUGGUGGAGCAGGCCAGUGAGGGCCGCAUGGUUCAGACGAUGGGGGCCUUGUUCACUUACCUCGAGGACAAGCAGCUGAUGCGGCGUCAGCGAGUGAGCCCUAGAUUCGUGCAUUGCCAUCCCGCAAAUCGCGACGGCUACGGCCUGAACGCUAUGGAUUGUCACUCUCUGCUGCGUGAUAUCUCCGCCUGCGGGUGGAAUUGGGCGCAAGUAGACGCCGUGGCGUGCGAGGUGCCGGGGUCAGGCCCCGCGCACGACUCCGUGCUGGAGUUCAACGUAGCGCAGCAGCUCGGCUCGGGCGGCCUCCUGCCGACAGUCGAGCCACACACCAUCAAACUGGCCUCGCUGAGUUGCAGCCACACCAACAUGGCCCUGCGGUUGAUCCUCGCUGAGAUGGCCCACGAGUCUGACUCGCUCUGUCUGAACGGGCGCCUCAACCUGGAGAGGGUGCGCCAACACGACGCGCAGCUGUACGAGGCCUCGCAGAGUGGCCUGCAGUGGAGAGUGAUUUGUGCAGACGUCAUGCAAGCGGUGCCUAAGUUGGCCAGCCUUGUCCAAGCGGCGCGAGCACGAGCUCCAGCUGGCCCGCCGCAUUUUGAACACGUGGCGGGAAGCGUCGGCUGGUAG